CAUACGCUCGCUGCUCGGUGGUGGAGGAGGAGAAGGGGAGGCUGUGUUUUAUUAUUUUAUCACAUUUACUCCGAUGUUUUGAAGCUUUCCAGCGGCUCUCCGUCGGAACAUUAACCCGAGUUAGACUUUACUGGAAUCGUGUGAUCGGAAGGAGUGGUCGCCUUCCCGCCCCGGGUCGCUGUUCGGAUUAAGCGUUUGCAUCGCGAUGGCGUCGAGUGGCUAUUUGCCGGCGCUGCUGCUUCUUCUGGCGGCCCAGCAGCUCCUGUGCUCGAGGGCAGCGGAUGCUGAGCAGGAGGCGGGGACCGUCAUCCCUGCAGAAAGUCGUCCAUGUGUGGACUGCCACGCGUUCGAGUUCAUGCAGAGAGCGCUGCAAGAUUUGAAGAAGACCGCGUUCAACCUGGACGCCAGGACGGAGACGUUGGUCCUGAGGGCCGAGCAGAGGGCCCUGUGUGACUGUAUGCCCACCAACUCACUGCGCUGAACUCCCCCAUGUUGUGUGUGCCCCCCUCGUUUCAGCGCCACCGGUAGACAUCUAUGGACACCUCCACACGUUAUUCCACCCAGACAAGGAGAACACACUCAUUUCCGAGCCUGGCUCCAUGCACAGUAUGCUGUUCAUUUGGAUUUCUUUUGAGCAACAGGCACUUUACUUUCUUUCUUCUCGUAUGGCUGCCGGUACGAGCUUUGGUUUGACUUCAUGCAUUAUGAGGCAUGCGUUGUUUUGCCUUACGUAGGCCCGGUUUUAUACCACCUUUGAAGUUUGUUCACGUAUGUCGUUGAAACACAUGUCUUUUUGAAACUGAAACGUGGUCCGUUUGUCUCAUCCAGAACGUAGGCUGUUACUUUUCCCCUGUCUUCAUGACCCGCUGUUGACUGUAUGAUGUAGAUGGAACGCAGUAGUAAUGUAUGUAUAGGUCGUAAGAGAUUAAUGUUUAUAACUAUUGUACACUUCAAACAGUAGCACUGCUUGUUAAAUAGCCUGUAAUUUAUGAAACUACAGAAGCAUUUUUGGUAAUAGUUUUACUUGGGUUGCUAUUUGCAAUUCUGCAGAAUUGCUAACAUCAUACUCGUGGUACCUCGGUUUGUGAUGGUGUCAUAAAGGGACCGAUCCGCAAUUUGUUCUGCACUACAGAAGGCCCUUACCUUCGGGAGAAUUUUGCAUUUUAAUGUAGUUAUUUUGCAGUAAUUGCAAAAGCAGAUUAAAGCUUAUAUAGAUUGACUCGAGCUCAGAAGACCCGUGUUUUCUGCUGGUGUGCAGGAGGGGGUCUUUAAUUCUCACAGGACUGUAGCAUGACGUUAAAGCACCUUUCUUUUGAUCGUCGCCAACACGAGCCGGGCGCGAGCCCGUGCACGGCCCCGCGGCGUGCACCGUGUUGCUCCACGGAGGCCUCUGUGUGACAGGGCUGAGGUGGAAGAGUGUCGGGUGUGUGAACUACUUUCAGACUGUAGCUUACAGGGGACGGGGGGGGGGGGGGGAC
Molecule: messenger RNA, 1478 nt
Organism: Lampris incognitus (smalleye Pacific opah)
Lineage: Eukaryota; Metazoa; Chordata; Actinopteri; Lampriformes; Lampridae
Gene: nicol1
Product: chromosome 20 C4orf48 homolog
Exons: 4
Coding region: 206-481 (91 amino acids)
Source: RefSeq, a predicted model, not a curated record